UUUGAGAAGACUUUGGGGGUGUAGAGGCAGAAGACUUUGUGAAGGAAAAACGCAACAAUGGCCGACCCUGUAAUUGGUGCUACUGUUCAAGUUUUGCUUGAGAAGCUGCUUUCUCUCACUAGUGAGGAAGUCAAAAGUUUAAGGAACUGCAAGAAAGAUCUCAAAAUGCUGAAAAAAACUCUAACGAUGAUCCAAGCUUUCAUUCAUGAUGCUGAAAGACGACAAGUUGAGGACCAGACUGUGGAAGAAUGGCUCAAGAUGCUUGAGAAAGUUGCCGAAGAUGCUGAAAAUGUGUUUGACGAAUUCAGAUAUGAAUCUCUCAAAGCAGAAGUUAUGAAGAUCCAAAACAAACCGAUGAAAAAGGUCCGUAACUUUGUUUCUAAUACAGUUUUAAAGUGGAAAAUGUCUCGGAAAAUCAACAACAUCAGUGAUGAGUUGAGUGCUAUCAAUAAGUUAGCCAAAGACCUCGGUCUCCAACCCCCAAGAGGUCCUUCUCGCCAAAUAUUACCAGUUCGAGAAACAGAUUCUGUGGUAGUUGCUUCUGAUGUUGUUGGUAGAGACAAAGAUGUUUCUGAAAUAAAGGAGAAGAUGUUGAACAUGAGAGAGGAUGUUGUUCUGUGCACCAUUCCCAUAGUGGGUAUGGGAGGCUCAGGGAAAACAACUGUCGCUAAGAUAAUUUUUAAUGAUGAACAGAUCAAGCAACAUUUUGAAAAGAGAGUUUGGUUGUGUCUACCUGAAAUGUUAGAAACUAAGAGCUUUCUUGAAUUGAUGCUCGAAUCAUUGACAGAAAGGAAACUUGAGGUCCAAAGUAGGGAUAUUAUAGUCAAGAAGCUGCAAGAUGAAUUGGGAGGAAAAAGGUAUUUGCUUGUCCUGGAUGAUUUGUGGCGUGUUGACCCUACAAUAUUGUGGCACGAUUUCUUGGACACCUUGAAAGGAAUAAAUACAUUCAGAGGAAACUGCAUUCUUGUGACUACUCGUAGGGAUCAGGUGGCAUCCUCUGUAGCAGCAGAUCCUCAUACGUUGAAAAAAUUAACAGAUGAUCAUUGUUGGUCCAUUUUCAAACAAAGAGCAUUUGUUGAUGGGGAGGUUACAGAGGAAUUAGUGAGCAUGGGCAACAGGAUUGUUGAAAUGUGUAAAGGUCUACCAUUGGCAGCAAGUGUGUUGGGAGGCCUCUUACGCAACAAAGAAAAACAUGAAUGGCAGACAAUUCUUGAGGGCAAUCCCCUUGUUGCAGGUGAAGAUGAUAGUGGGCAAAGUAGCUUGAAGAAAAUACUAAAACUCAGCUAUUUUUAUCUACCAUCUCCACAUCUGAAAAAGUGUUUUGCCUACUUUGCAAUGUUUCCAAAAGAUUUUGAGUUUGAAAAGGACCAACUAAUCCAACUCUGGAUGGCAGAAGGCUUUCUUCGUCCAUGUCAAAAGACCACUGUGAUGGAAGACGUUGGUAACAAGUUUUUUGAACUUUUGUUGGAAAAUUCCUUGCUGCAAGAUGUUAAGCUAGAUGAGCACAACAAUAUAACACACUGUAAGAUGCAUGAUCUUGUGCAUGAUUUGGCUGAAGAUAUUUUAAAAUCUAAACUAUUUGAUGGUGGAGAUAAUCUUUCUCAAGUUCGAUACUUUGGAUGGAACUCACCAAGAGAUCAAAUAGAGAAGAUUAAUGAGCCUGGACGUUUAUGCACGUUGUUCUGGAAAAGCAGUGAUAUGUCUGAAGAUAUGCUAUUGAGCUUUCAGUUCUUGAGAGUUUUAAAUUUGUCCCAGUCAGGCAUCAAGGAGUUGUCAGCCUCAAUCGGCAAGCUAAUAUACUUGAGAUAUCUUGAUCUCUCUAGGACUAGUAUCGAUGCCUUACCCAACUCCAUUUGCAAGCUCUACAAUUUGCAAACGCUUAGAGUCAAUAACUGCAAUAUCCUCAAUGGGUUUCCAGAUGAGAUGGAACACAUGAUAAGUUUGCGACACAUAUAUUACAACUCUUAUCGCUUUCAGAUACUUAACAUGGGUAAAUUGACUUGUCUUCAAACGCUACAACAUUUCAAGGUAGGUUUAGAGAAAGGUCGUGGGAUAGAAGAAUUAGGCCAUCUGAAAAACCUUAGAGGUGAAUUGACGAUCAACGGUCUGCAGUUGGUCCGUAAUAGAGAAGAAGCUGGAAGAGCAUACCUAAAGGAGAAACCAAAUAUCUACAAGCUGGCAUAUUUUUGGUCCAAUCGUGGAUGUGAAAUCAAUGAUGAGUAUGUUUUGGAUGGUCUUCAACCGCAUCCUAACUUGAAAACCUUAGAGGUAGUUGACUACUUGGGGACUCGAUUUCCUUCAUGGUUCAAUGGAGAAUUUCUACCAAAUUUGGUCAAGUUGAAAUUAAUUGGUUGCAGAAAGUGCAUAGAAAUUCCAUCACUUGGCCAACUAAAACUCCUUCGGCAUCUUGAGCUGGUCGGGUUCGAUAAGAUGGAAUGCAUUGGACCUGCAUUUUAUGGUGUUGAUGUUAACUAUAAUGGAUCGAGCAGCAAUAACGCCAAUAUCCAAGUGUUCCCGUUACUCAAAGAACUGGUAUUGAAGCAUAUGCCUAGCCUCAUUGAGUGGAAGGGAGUGGAAUUGAUGCCAACAAGAGAUGGUGGUCGAGACAGAGUUGUAGUAAGAAUGUUUCCUGCGCUUGAGAAGUUGAGCAUUAGCAAUUGUCGGCGGUUAAAAAGUACUCCAAAUCAAUUUGAAGUCCUACGUGAAUUAAGCAUUGAAGUAGUUGACAGUGAAAUGCCAUUGUUGACCUUGUGCAGCAACUUGACAUCUCUCGUAGAGCUUACUGUCUAUGAUGUGAAAGAGCUCACUUGUCUUCCAGAUGAGAUGCUACGCAACAAUAUUUCUCUUCAGCAUCUAUCCGUCUUAAAAUGCGGAGAGUUUCGUGAAUUGCCACAAAGUAUGUACAAUCUCCAGUCUCUUAAGAGCUUAAAGAUUAGAUUCUGCAAUAUCAGUUCCGUUCCUGUUCCCAGUGGAGAGAAUCAUUUGACUUCCCUCCGAAGUCUUGAUUUUUACAGUUGUGAUAGAUUGACCAGUUUACCAAGUGAAAUGCUAGAGCAUUGUCGGUCUCUGGAAUUUUUGUCGGUCAGCUGCUGUAACAACUUAGUUUCCUUGCCUUUACAUGAGUGGGAAAUGCCUUCACUUUCAUAUUUAGAUAUAUCAGAAUGUCCCAAGAUGAAUAGUAUACCCGCAGGGGGCCUUCACCGUCUCACUGGGUUAAGGGAAUUGACCAUAGGUCUUUUCUCAGAGUUGGUAGAUUUCGAGGCAUUCCAGUUGAUGUUCAAUGGCAUUCAGCAGCUAUCGUCCCUUCGUACAUUCUGGGUGUACGGACGUGCGAACUGGGAUUCUCUGCCCUAUCAGUUUAUGCAACUCUCUGCCCUAACAAGGAUGGUAAUAUUUAAUUUCGGAAUCGAGUCCCUUCCUCAGAACCUUGACAACCUUAUUUCUCUUGAAAGUUUAGAGCUAUGGAGCUCCGAAAGGCUACAACGUGUGGACUUCUCAGGUGUCAUGCCCAAAUUACGGAGACUGGAGAUCCAUAAUUGUCCAUUGUUAGAAGCUCUGUCGGGUCGGGUCGUCAACCUUGUUUCUUUGGAAGCGUUAUAUUUAUCAAACUGCAAAAAGCUACAGCAUCUGCCAUCCGGAGAUGACAUGCGACGCCUCACCAAGUUACGGUGCCUGAGAAUUGAAGCUUGCCCACAGUUAGAAGAAAGUUGCACCAAUCGGAGUGGCCCAAACUCCCAAUGGUCCAAUAUUUCCCAUAUUCCAGAAAUUUACAUUAGGGGGAGAACCAUUCCAAUCUUACGUGACUAGAUCAAAUAUCAUGCUACAAGGUUGCUCUAGCAGUCUCUCCUGAGCAUGGAAUCUGUGGUGGGUUGUCUAAUUUGUGGUGCGCUUUGGUCUGAAUUUUGCUGAGGACAGAAUCUUUGCCUUGUAGAAUCUCUCAAAUGAAAGGAACAAUCUCGUCUCUUUAUGGCUCAAAGAGCUCCAUAUUCAUGGUUGAAACAACAUCAUGGACUUUGUCAAAAUGGUAGACUGGAAAAGACCUCUCUUAGAUGUGAUUCAGUGUCAUGAUUGGGAAGGGAAACUGCAUUUCUUAUAGGGUGCGGCCCUUCCUUGGAUCCUGUGCGAACGCGAGAUGCUUUGUGCACCGGGCUGUUUUUUUUUUUAAUUUGCACUUGGCUGAAGCUGGAUCAGAGACAUUAUUUCUUUGUAUGAGGAAAAUCCUGGACUAAGAUUUAACAUCAGAGGCCUUUCCCGCACAGUGUACAUGCUACACCUGCCUCUUCUUAUAAACAGAAAUUUUUGUCUCCACCAAACAGUUUAAACUUUUAGCACUUAUUUACUCACUUCAGAACGCCAUUUCACUCUUUGAUUGAUUCGAUGAGCUGAUCUUUGAUUCCUAUGACGAAACGGCAAAGGUGAUGAUGUGCAGUUGUGUUAACUUUGGUGCUUUUUUGGGUAUGUGAAAAGGAAAAGGAAGUGGAUUUAGGUUAAUUUGAUAAUCAACUUGAUUAUUUUCAA
Nicotiana tabacum (common tobacco) is the source of this 4518-nucleotide messenger RNA. RefSeq names its product putative disease resistance protein RGA3. Gene Ontology annotation, molecular function: ADP binding. Lineage: Eukaryota; Viridiplantae; Streptophyta; Magnoliopsida; Solanales; Solanaceae. The record is from RefSeq and is a predicted model, not a curated record.